AUGGCGAUGAUCCUCUCGAUCCCCGCCACCUUUGCGACCAUCUUUGGCUUCAUCUUGGCGUACGCCAACAUCCUCUCGGCGCUCGCCAACUCGAAGCUGCUGCCCGGUUGGAUCGGCGCCGUGCACCCGAGGUUCCACACCCAAGCCAACGCGUUGAUCGUUGGCUCGGUCCUCGGUUACCUCCUCUGCUUUUGCGUCACGUAUAGCCCGACGCUGGGCACCGAGCUCUUCAACAUUUGCAUGUUUUUCGGCUUCUCGGCCUACCUUGCGCAGUGUGUCGGGUACCUCUACCUCAAGCGCGAGUUCAGCCACUUGCCAAGGAGCUUUACCAGUCCGGUCGGCAAGCUUGGCGUCUACUACGCAGCGGUCGUGUGGAGUAUGAACUGGAUCUCGAUCGUGUGUUGCCAAAAGAACGCCACGUUCCUCCUCUCGGUCGUGAGCUGCAUCCUCACUCUGCUCGUGAUUUAUUACCUCGGGUACGCCAAGCACCGUCAGACCUUCUCGGACGACGAGCGCAAGAUUCUAUUCUUUGCCCACGUCGCGAAAAGCAACCAGCGCAAGCGUAAGAAGAAAGCGCGCCAAAAGACUCUCCCGCGCUGGGCCCUCGCUUUUUUCGCGUGCUAGAGUGGUUUCGGCACAUUUGGAGCCUACGAACGGGCUCUCGAAGCCUCUCAACGACGGGAAAUUCA
Saprolegnia parasitica CBS 223.65 is the source of this 689-nucleotide messenger RNA. RefSeq lists its product as hypothetical. The record is from RefSeq and is a predicted model, not a curated record. The transcript is spliced from 2 exons. Gene Ontology annotation, biological process: transmembrane transport. Lineage: Eukaryota; Oomycota; Saprolegniomycetes; Saprolegniales; Saprolegniaceae. The coding region runs from base 1 to 624 and encodes 207 amino acids. Gene Ontology annotation, molecular function: transmembrane transporter activity. Gene Ontology annotation, cellular component: membrane.